AUGCGCACCUACGUCGAAGAUUUUGCUCGAUGCAAUGACACGACGAAAGGUGAACCUACUGAAGAAGAACUACAAGAACUUAUUGAGAGUUAUGCAGCAUUAUUAAGGGCAAAUGGAGAGUAUCAGGAGGAUAGUAGACCUCAACGCAAAAAGCAAAAGACGUCGGCGGCCACAACAACGGUACAUCAAUUACAUUACACUAGUCAAAGUCCUGCAACACCUCAUGUGACCAGUAUCCGCAGUAAACAGAAUACAAGUGGAGCUGUCAGUGCUGGAAUGAAAGACAAAUCGACAAUACCCGUGGUGUCAAAAGCUUCCAGUGCAGGAAGUGCAUUGUCAAGAAAAAAGUCAGUUGCCGAUACUACUGUGGCGAUGCCACAGGUUGCCACAGAUCAGAAUAACGACUGCAAGUACGAGUGGUUCCACUUCAGCUGCGUGGGGCUCACGGACCAACCGGCAGGCAAAUGGUAUUGUCACGAUUGUAAGACUCAGCUGGGGAUCAAGUAA
Messenger RNA from Peronospora belbahrii, 507 nucleotides. The record is from the annotation of a GenBank genome assembly. NCBI's taxonomy places the organism in Eukaryota, Oomycota, Peronosporomycetes, Peronosporales, Peronosporaceae.